Messenger RNA from Diaporthe citri, 1428 nucleotides. RefSeq lists its product as uncharacterized. Gene Ontology annotation, cellular component: plasma membrane. Bases 1 to 1428 code for a protein of 475 amino acids. Lineage: Eukaryota; Fungi; Ascomycota; Sordariomycetes; Diaporthales; Diaporthaceae. The record is from RefSeq and is a predicted model, not a curated record. Gene Ontology annotation, biological process: L-glutamate transmembrane transport. Gene Ontology annotation, molecular function: L-glutamate transmembrane transporter activity; neutral L-amino acid transmembrane transporter activity; glutamate:sodium symporter activity. The transcript is spliced from 3 exons.
AUGGGCAAAGAAAUCGAGACUGGAGAAACGCGUGAGACCUGGCGUACAGACUCAUCACGUUCAGUCGACAUCCAAGAUGUCUCAGCAACCCCAAUAGUCGAGCCCAAGAAACCAUGGUGGCACCCGAUCAAAGAGCCUGGAUCAGCCGCUCAAAUUGUCAUCUCUGCGUUGGUCGCCAUCGCCAUCGGCCUCGCUGUGACCAGCACCGUCGACUCUGUGCCCGAGGCUUGCACUGAGAUUCUCGGCAUCCCAGGGACGACCUGGCUUCGAGCGUUGAGGGCGACUGUCCUGCCUCUGAUCAUCACCUCCCUCAUCCUCGCAAUUCAGUCACUCCGUGACCUGGGCAGCGGCAAUGGCGCUCUCAUUGCGAAGUGGACACUGGGUUACUAUAUCGUCACUACCAUUAUUGCUAUUGUUUUUUCCAUCUUAACUGUUUCUCUCGGCUGGUCGCGCCUCAUGGUACCAGUUCAAGGCGAAGACAGAGAAGAGAGUGACCCAGAUGGGGAAAAGGUCCAGCCUCACGAGGCUGUGGUCCUCUUGUUCGAGACAUUGAUACCACAGAACAUCUUCAAUGCCUUGGCCGAAGACACCUUGCUGAGCGUGAUGGUGGUUAGUAUCAUCGUGGGCUACCUCCUCAAUCGCGACAGCCCUAUCCUCAGGGUUGUCAAGGAGAUUGAAGAGAUGGUUAUCAAGAUCAUCAUAUUUCUCAUCAAGCUCGCCCCGAUCGGUGUCUUCUUCCUCAUCCUCCCCAACAUGUUCCAGCUGGACAUCUCGGAGAUUGGGCAGAACCUUGGAGUGUUGAUUGGGGCCGCACUGUCGGGCAUGUUUAUCCACAUGUUUUUCACGCUGGCAAUCAUUUUUGCGGUGUUGGUGAGGGAAAAGCCUUACACCUUCUUCCUGCGUAUCUCGCCAGCUUGGAUGACCGCUUGGGGUUCUGCGAGCUCGGCUGCUACGCUGCCCGUCACCAUGCGGACGACGAUGGCGCAGGGGGUUCCGGUUACUGUGACCAAGUUCGCAGUACCAGUUGGAUGCCUUGUCAACAUGGAUGGAACCGCCAUCUAUUUCCCUGUUGUGGUGACGUUCAUGGCUGCUACUCAGGGAAUGUCCCUUGACGCAGCGCAGUAUGUGAUAAUAAUGUUGCUCUCUACGCUGGCAACGAUCGGGGCGUCGCCAAUUCCGAGUUCUUCACUCGUGCUCACGGUGAUGAUCUGUGAGGCUGUGAACAUUCCCAUCACUGGGAUGUAUGCCGUCGUCGUGGCUAUUGACUGGUUUUUGGACCGUUUCAGGACUGCUGUCAACGUUUCUGGGGAUUGCUUCGCGGCCGAGGUGGUUGCGAAAAUGACUGGUAUCAAAGACGGCGACUACGAAUAUGAUGAGGAUGUAGUUGAAGAUGCUGCAGUGAGGAGGGAUGGGAAUGAACAAGUUUGA